UUGCCUUCUCAGACGCCAUUGACGGGAAACUUUCAGGAAACGCAGAGAGAACAGAGAAGAUGGUUUAGGCCCAAGUCGUUCGUUUUUAGGAAGUGGUGGUGGUAGUGGUGAUGGUUAUGACUCAGGCUUGCAAGCUCAACCUUCCCCUCCGUGCUCACCCUUCUUCUUCGUUGGAGAUAAAUUCUCUUCUCUUUGAACCAAUCUCUCAGUCUCUCGCCUUGAUGUAUUCCGAUUCCUCAUUUCUUCUUCUCCCUUCUCCUCCUAUCUUCACCUCGUCUCCUUCUCCUUCCUUUCCUCCCUCAACCCUAAUCCCCUCUCCCUCCACUUCCGCCUGCUUCGUCCGCCUCCAUGCAAGCCCUAAUUCCACCGACGGUCGUGUCCUUUUCAUCGUCGCCGGCCCUCAUAGCGGUGGCUCAUCGAUUCUUCUCCGGUCCUGGAUCCUCAGGAAGAACCAGGCAUCAUUCGCCAAAACUCAAGUGAGUUGCAGUCGGAGCGGCCUCAGCUGUGAUCAUAGAUUAGGUGUUGUCGUUGAUCUGUCACAUGGGUUUUCGGUUAAGUUAGCCGGCUCGGUUAAUGUUUUCGCAUUGCAUUCGGUGUCUGCUCGUAAAAUUUUUGUUUUUGCAGCUAAGAUGAUUGGGGAUGAGGAUGAUGGGGUGGGCGUGCACUUGGUGAAGUGUGCUGUUAUUGACUGUACUUUGCCGAUUUGUUCGAUGACUAUUUUGUUUGGGUUUUUGCUUCUUGGAGAAGACAAUGGUGUUAGGGUGUUCCCAUUGAGGCCCCUUGUUAAAGGACGGGUUCACAGGCAGCAGGAACUUGCGCGCAGACGGGACAGAAAGCUGGAUUUGCCGAAUGGGUCAAUUCAGACAAUUAACGGAAUUAAUGAUCUGUAUAGUACAAAGACUAUGUAUUCGAAGCAUUUGGUUAGUGGUACUGAUGGUAACAGUGCCGAGCAGGAAGGAACCACAGUCUCAACUAAUGGGUAUGCUAAGGCUGAGGCGCAUCGUGAUUCUGCAAAGCUUAGGACUGUGAAAGUAAAACAGGACUCAAGUGAAUGUGGCACAUGCUUUGUGUCAUUUAAGGAUCCAGAAGUCCAAAGCUCGAAAUCUACUACAUUAUUCUCGAUGCCAGUAAAAGCAGCUUACAUCCAUGCAUUAUCCCCAAAUAAGUUUCUAAUCUUGGAUAUGGUUGGAGAUUUACACCUCCUUUGGCUGUACAAUACAGUCCUUGGAUCAGAAAUCAAAGGUCACAUGAGGCAUUUAAAUCAUUCCAUGAAAGUCCAAAUGCUAGCUGUUCUUCCUGAUAUUUCCAUGAGAACUCAGACUGUUUGGGUAUCAGAUGGAUUCCAUUCUGUGCACACGAUGUCAAUUUCUGACAUGGACAUUCCUGCCAACGAGGAUGUUAAAAAUGACGUUGAAGAAAAACAAAUACAAAUCUCAGCUAUUCAAGCAAUAUUUGCAAGUGAAAAGAUUCAAGACAUUGUUCCUCUUGCUGCCAAUGCAAUUCUGAUUCUUGGACAAGGAAACAUAUUUGCAUAUGCAAUUUCCUGAGGUUGAUAGGUGGUUUUAUCUUUCCUAGUGGAACUUUCUGUUCCAGGCCAAAUUAAAACUCUGAAUGGUUUUUGCCCAUGGAGUUGGCUUCCUGAAUCAAUGUUUGUUCAGAAAUUGGCUGGUAUAUGCAAUCUCUGCUUGCCAUGAGUUUCAGUUCACUGUUAUGCAUUCCCUCUGGUUAUUUUGGUGGUUUUUUCCGGUACUGUCAUUGAAGUCAUAAGCUGCAGUUUUCGUCCAUUUCAGCAAAUAUCACCUCAAAAACAGUGGGCUUUUAAAGAGCAGUUGCAGGACUACAACUGAAAUUUCAUAGCUCAAGCCACCAAGCUACCUCUGCUGUCCAGUCUGCUUCCAUGUGCAAAGUACUUGAAUGCUGUAUGCUCCCAAACUGCUUAUGCGACACUUGGCUGUUUUCUCACCUCGGGGAUUGUUCUUUUACAUCCACAUUUCAAUGACUGGAAAAUGAAGUAUUUGCAGACAACCAAGUGAACAAAGGUAUGUGAUGCGGCUUUCAUUUGUUUGCAUUACAAAGGAAUUUUUACUGGAUCAUUCCAAAGGAUAUUUACCCCUUAGGUCAUCCACUGACAUGCUGUGAAUGACAGUACUAUUCUU
Telopea speciosissima is the source of this 2156-nucleotide messenger RNA. RefSeq lists its product as uncharacterized. The transcript is spliced from 8 exons. The record is from RefSeq and is a predicted model, not a curated record. Lineage: Eukaryota; Viridiplantae; Streptophyta; Magnoliopsida; Proteales; Proteaceae. The coding region runs from base 111 to 1547 and encodes 478 amino acids.